AUGCAAAGCUAGCAACCAAAGUGAACAAAAGGGUACUACUAAAGCUACUUUAUUCCUAUAAUGGAGAACACCACCAUCAUCCUCUACACAGUCCUCACCUUCAUCCUCACCUUCUUCUUCCUCUCCGGCCAUGGCCGGUGCCGGAAACGGCGUCAACCCCACCCUCUCCCUCCAACCGGCCCUCUUCCACUCCCAAUCAUAGGCCACCUCUACCUCCUAAAACAAAACCCCCACCAAAUCCUAGCCACCAUCUCUUCCAACCAUGGCCCCAUUCUUCUCCUCCGCUUCGGCACUUGCCCUGUUCUUCUUGUCUCCUCUCCGGCCAUCGCCGAGGAAUGCUUCACCAAGAACGACAUCAUCUUGGCCAACCGUCCCCAACUUCUUGCCGGCGUUUACUUAGCUUACAACCACACCACAUUGGACUCCACAAACUACGGCCCUUACUGGCGCAAUCUCCGGCGCAUCGCUGCCGUUGAGUUCUUCUCUCCGGCACGCAUCUCUUCUCUCUCCUACUUACGUAGCCAAGAAGUUCAUCACCUUUUACGUGACCUCUAUCAUCAUGGUUCAGAAGAGAUUUGCAUGAGAGAAAAGCUGAGUGCUUUGUCUUUGAAUGUGACGGCGAUGAUGUUGAUAGGGAAGAGGUAUGGAGGGGAUGAUGAAGAAGGGGUGAAGCUCAGGAGGGUGAUUGAGGAGGUGUGCUUGUUGGCUGGUUCAUCAGCCAUGGAGGACUUCUUGCCGUUUCCAAAGUUUGUAGGGUUUGUGACUGGGUUGAACAGAAGGAUGGUGAGGUUGGAGAAGGAGAUGGAUGCGUUGUUUCAGAGUUUGGUGGAUGAACGGCGCCGGCGCCGGAGUGAUUGUGUGAGCGAGGAGGAGGAGAAGAAGAAGAAGCCGGUGAUUGAUGUGUUGUUGGAGAUGCAGGAGAUGGAGCCAGAGUACUACACUGAUGUCUUCAUUAAAGGUUUCCUUGAGACAAUGAUAAUGGCAGGGACUGAUACAUCAGCAGGAACAAUGGAGUGGGCAAUGGCACUCUUGCUCAACCAUCCAGAGGCCCUAAACAAAGCCAGAGAUGAGAUAUCCAUGCACGUAGGACAUGAACGCUUGAUCACAGACACUGACAUCCCCAAGCUGACUCAUCUUCACAACAUCAUCAAAGAGACCCUUAGACUCUUCCCUGCAGCACCUUUUCUAAUCCCCCAUGAGUCCUCUGAGGACUGCAAUGUCUCAGGGUACCAUGUUCCUAAGGGCACCAUGCUUUUAGUUAAUGUGUAUGCUAUGCAAAGAGACCCUGGGAUUUGGGGUGAUGACCCUGUGAAGUUCAUGCCGGAGAGGUAUGGAGAGGGAGAUCAUGGAGUAGGAGUUCAAGUUAAGGGUAGUGGUUAUAGUUACAUGCCCUUUGGGGCAGGGAGGAGAAGAUGUCCUGGUGAGAGUUUGGCUUGGAGGUUGAUGGAGUUGACACUGGGGACUUUGAUUCAGUGCUUUGAGUGGGGUAGGGUGGGGGAGGAGAUGGUGGACUUAAGUGAAGGUGAUGGCCUCACCAUGCCUAUGGCUAAGCCUUUGAAGGCUAUUUGCAAGCCAAGAUCCAAUAUGAUUCAUCUUCUCUCCCAACUUUGACUUUGUCACUGUUGACUAUGUAAGUCUGUCUAAUUGAGUUUGUCUCAUUUGUUUAAUUGAAAAUUGUGACCAAAAAACGCUCAAGAAUGUGAAAUAAAUUAAUGUAAUAAGAGGAUAAGUGACUGAUCGUAUUAUUUGUACUGCCAAAAAUAUUGGAUAUAUAUGGUUGUUCUAGUUUA
Dioscorea cayenensis subsp. rotundata (Guinea yam) is the source of this 1790-nucleotide messenger RNA. RefSeq names its product cytochrome P450 81Q32-like. The record is from RefSeq and is a predicted model, not a curated record. The transcript has 3 exons. Lineage: Eukaryota; Viridiplantae; Streptophyta; Magnoliopsida; Dioscoreales; Dioscoreaceae. The coding region runs from base 61 to 1611 and encodes 516 amino acids. Gene Ontology annotation, molecular function: monooxygenase activity; iron ion binding; oxidoreductase activity, acting on paired donors, with incorporation or reduction of molecular oxygen.